AUGGCCUCCAAUAUAACUGCAGAGACUCGUGAAUUUCGUUUAUCCGAUGGUUCCAAUUUUUAUAAUUGUAUUGUUGUUGGAACCAAAGCUAAUAUAAAUCCAGACCGUGCAUAUGCACUAGUACAAGAAAGACUUUAUUGUCGAACAAACCAGACAGUUAAUGCUUUGCCUAAAAAUAUCAAUGUAAAAAGUACAAACAUUGCUAGAAAACCUCGUCUAGUUAAAACCAACAACGCAACUGUUAAUGAAAAUGAGAUCGAAGCUUUAGGUUUACUUACUAAGACAAGACUAUGUAUAAUUUAUGUGACAAAAUAUAAUCAGACUAUAUCAUCAAUUCGUGUUAAAUAUUAUGGUAAUGAUUAUAAAGAAUCUGUUUAUAUGGUUUAUGAUGAAACACAACAACAAUACUGUUCAUUAUAUUUAUAUAAUACAAUCGAUCUAAGUGGAGAACAAAUAACAAUUCUCCCUAGUUAUAAUGAGACAAUCAAUAUUCUUCUACGAAAAUUUUUUAUGAGUAAUUUUAAUUGUCAUGUAGAUGUACAAUUAGAUGAUGAACUUCAGACUACAGCUAAUGACGUAUUACAUCAAGGACAACCUGAGUGUGACAAUAUACCUCACAUUAUCGAUAUGGAAACUGAAGUGAAUACAUCGACAGAGCAGGGAAUAACAGAUAAUGACGGGUAUCCAACAAUGUCCGUCACCCCAAAGACAACAGACAAUCAGAUUUCAUUAAAUGUGGCAAACAAUAUAUCUAAAACAACGCAUGCUUUGUUUCGUAAAACAAUUCCUGGUGAUGGUUCAUGUUUAUAUUGGUCUUUUAUCAAUGCAAUGUCAUUAAAGUCGACCAUGAAAAAUUUACGUAACCUGGUGGCUGAUUAUAUUUUACAAAUGGAUAUUGAUGAUAGCAAACUGCAAUUUGGUGCCGAUUGUCAAAAUCGUCAACAAUAUUGUGAUGGAAUUAGAAAUGGUGCUUGGGCUGGUGAACCUGAGCUUGUAGCUUUAUCCCAAAUGUAUGAAAUAAUGAUUAAAGUUAUUAAUUGGAGAAGAGAUCAGCAACAAAAUGUACCAAUAAAGCCGAUACCUUACGGUGAGAAUAAUAAAUUAUGUACCAAAUGUAUUUACAUUAUUUUUGACGAAGCAAGUUUACAUUAUGAGCCAUUAUACCUAUGUGACAUAGAAAAUUUACAAAGUGGAAUAACCAUUUUCAAUCGUGAUGAUACCUUCGUAGAUGAUCUUUUGCCUGACUUUAUUAAAAGUCAGAUCGGUUCCAAUGAUCCUAGUAAAGUGAUGACUAGCACAGAACAUUGGCUUGAUGAAUGUUUUCAUAUGUUAGAUUCAACCGUUUCCAAGACUAAUUUAUUUAAUGCAAACGAACAAUAUAUAUCAGCAAACAAUAUAAUACCAACAACACAAAAUGCUAUAUCUUAUAAAACACAUGAAUUUCGUCGUGGUGAACUUCCUGGUAAUGGUCAAAGUUUAUAUGAUGCUACUACCUUUCUAUCUGAUCGAUCGAAAAUGAUUAAUAUUAAAUGUUUACGUGAAAACGUAGCGAAUGUUAUUCGGAGUCAUACCGAUAACGAUGUUAUUCGGAGUCAUACCGAUAACGAUGGUAUUCAUGUACCGCCAAGCUUGGAUUAUGACGAUCGCAAAGAUUACUGUCGUAAAGUUGAAGAAGGAAUUAUAUCUGGUAGUGAACCAGAAUGUUAUGGUUUAAGUUAUUUGUAUCCUGAUACCUUAUUUUGUAUCAUUUCAAAACCAAUCAUGAAUAACAAUGCACCUUGUAUUGAUAUUUAUGUUAAAGAUAUUUCAUCAUACAAGAAAUGUAUUAUUUUACUUUAUAAUGAAACAAGUGAUAUCUAUAUGCCUUUAUAUUUACAUAACAAAAUUAAUGAUGAAGAAGAAAAAACUAAUUUUAAAUAUGAUGAUAAAGUGAAGGAUCUUCUUCGUGAAUUUAUUCAAAAUAAACUUAAUUAUUGUGGAUAUGUUAGUUUUGACAGUGAAAAAGAUAGUCAUGCAGUGGAUUCAUCAUCUCAUGUUGAACAUGAAUCCAUUGAUCUCGCCGAGAGAAUUACCGAAAAUCCUGGUAAAAACAAAUCAAAGAAGCAAAACAUGAUGAAACGUAAUGCACCAGAAAAAACUCAAUCAUUAACAUCUUCUCAUCCUCUUCCUCCAAAUGAUCAAAUCUCAAGAUUUCAUAAAAGAAAUGAUAUAUCAGAGAAUAUUGAUACAUCGUUGCAAACAGCUACUAUUACAAAUAAGACGGAAGAAGAACAACAACGAAAAGAAGAUUUGUCACCUACGUUAUCAACGAAUACAACUGUUGCUGCUUGUCGUGAACAAAUGAGACUUGAAAGUGAACCUGCAGAAAGAUUUCAUGGUCGUGCAAAAAGUGAUUACAUGCCAAAGAGUAAUACCAAACGUGAUGGCACACAAGCAAAACCAAGAAAGCCUUGCUAUUUUGCCGAUCGUAUUAAUCAACAUUUUUUGAAUUUAUUGAUUCCAAUAAUGUAUUUAUUUGCUGAUCCUAGUCGUGUAUGGGUAGAAAUCGCUUUAGUAACACGAAUUAUUAAAGGAUGUAUUUAUUUCAAUUCAUUAUUUGAUUUUUUUCCAUACAAAAAAAAUGGUUCAUACGGUAAUUCUUGUAAUCCAAUAUAUGUUAACCUUGGAAAUUAUAAAAUGUAUCCAUUGACGAAAUAUACAGAAAAUAUGCAACAGCUGAUGCUAAAGUUAGUUGUAAUAAUGCUUACAAACGACGAAUUAGUGAAAAAACAACCAUUGAAAGUAUUUAAGCUAGUCAGCUCAAAUGGACAAAGGCAGGACACAAAACACAGAACUCACGAUGAAUUGAAAAAAGAUUAUUAUUUAAAUGAACUUCGUUUUGCUAUAACCCUAUGGAUUAAAGGACCUAAUGAUAAAGAAUAUCAACGACGUCCUGAUAUUCAAUAUAUUAGUCCAAUUUCAAUACAGGAUAAGGAGGUAAAAUUAUAUGAAUAA
Molecule: messenger RNA, 2994 nt
Organism: Adineta steineri
Lineage: Eukaryota; Metazoa; Rotifera; Eurotatoria; Adinetida; Adinetidae
Source: the annotation of a GenBank genome assembly